AUGCGUGUGUCCCAAGUGAUCCUGUCCUUCUGUUGGGUCUACAUCAGGAAGUACCAGAGCCGCCAAGAGAGUGAGGUCAUCUCAACCAUCACUGCAAUAUGCGCAUUGGCCAUUGCACUGAUAACCUCUGCACUUCUUCCAGUGGAUAUAUUCCUAGUGUCUUACAUGAAGCACCCCAACGGUACUUACAAGGAGUGGGCAGAAAACAAUGAGACACGAGGCCAAAUCGAAGACACUGUGCUGUAUGCUUAUUACUCACUGUACUCCAUCCUCCUGUUCUGUGUCUUCCUGUGGAUCCCCUUUGUCUAUUUCUAUUAUGAGGAGAAGGAGGAUGACAGCAUCAACAAGUGUUCACAAAUGAAAAAUGCUCUGAAAUACACAAUUGGAUUCAUCAUCGUCUGUGCAGCACUGCUAUUAAUUGGGGCCUUCAUUCCUCUUGAAGCCCCACCUAAUCAGAAUGGUACCCAGUGGGAGAAGAUGCAGUAUCUGUUUGAGGAGCUGGGGAACAACCAUGGUGUACCAGCCCUGUCUUUCUCCAUCAGCUCCUUGACCUUGAUUGGCAUGCUGGCAGUGAUCACUUACACGGUGAGUCUGUGUGUGUUUGUGUGUAGACCCCCCCCUCCUCUCCUGACAGAGACCCCCCCGCUCUUCCCCUAA
Messenger RNA from Salvelinus namaycush (lake trout), 657 nucleotides. RefSeq names its product lysosomal cobalamin transport escort protein LMBD1-like. The transcript has 8 exons. The record is from RefSeq and is a predicted model, not a curated record. Gene Ontology annotation, biological process: protein localization to vacuole. Gene Ontology annotation, cellular component: vacuolar membrane. NCBI's taxonomy places the organism in Eukaryota, Metazoa, Chordata, Actinopteri, Salmoniformes, Salmonidae. Bases 1 to 657 code for a protein of 218 amino acids.